AUGGCAUGUGAGGGUAUAAUUUAUGUUUAACUCUUUUAAGCCAUGUGUUUAGGUAAGAUCAUGCAUUGAACAUGGAUUUUACUGAGGAUACAACUAGACAAGGGAAAAGACUUGGGGAAAAUGUCACAUCUCAUUCUACUGCUAAAAAGGCUAAGGAGUCAAUCUUUUCAGUCAAUACCUCCAAACCUGACUUGAAGCUGCUGAAAGAGGCUUAUGGCUUGUUGUCCUCUAGAGAGAAGCAUGACUUUGAGGUCCAAUUUGGGUGCAUCGGGGAUCUAUUAUCAGUGGUGUCGGAUUGGAACUUGUUCCAAGCUAUGUUGAAAUUCUAUGUCCCUCAAUAUCAAGCUUUUGUGUUCCCACAGUUUGAGUUGGUGCCCACCAUUGAUGAGUAUUAUCACUUCCUACAAUGUAGUCCUACAGUGGAUUCUUCUACCUUCACUCCUCAAGCACAACAUAUGAAGUUCACACUAGAAAAAGUUCAAGAAAUGUUGCAAGCUAUGUGGGGGUUUCCAUUUGAAUUCUCACAACCAUUGGUGACAACUAGAGAUGAUUCUAUGGGUUCGAUUGGAAUGCGGCAUUAAUGGCUUUGGGAAAGAGAUUGAAGGGCAUGACAUCUUCUCAAAGAAUCAACUUUGUGGCAUUGGGAGUUUAUGGCAUGGUGAUCUUCCCUAUCUUUGCCAAGACCAUUGCACCUAUGGUGGUAGCUUUGUUUGAGCAAUUGUUGCACACUUCGGCAUUUAAUCCU
Rubroshorea leprosula is the source of this 745-nucleotide messenger RNA. NCBI's taxonomy places the organism in Eukaryota, Viridiplantae, Streptophyta, Magnoliopsida, Malvales, Dipterocarpaceae. The record is from the annotation of a GenBank genome assembly.